Molecule: messenger RNA, 920 nt
Organism: Rhizophagus irregularis DAOM 181602=DAOM 197198
Lineage: Eukaryota; Fungi; Glomeromycota; Glomeromycetes; Glomerales; Glomeraceae
Molecular function (GO): protein binding
Source: RefSeq, a predicted model, not a curated record
UUCGAACUAAAACUUGUUGAUCAAGUUAAACUUGUAAAAUAAUAAAUCAUAUAUUAUACUUUUUCUUCGUCGAACGAAGGUAUAACAUUAUACUACAACCCUUGUAAUUAAUUUGAUUUUAUAAAAUGGGUAAACCAAUCAUUAGAAAGAAUUCUUCAAUUAAUAACAAUGUCACUUUAUUUGAACUUUAUAAAAUACAAAAGAAAAAGUCUUCAUUAUCAAAUAAAUUAUCGAUUAUAAGUUCCAAAUGUUGGAUAACAAAUUCAUCACUUAUUAAUAAUCUUUCACCUACAACUUUAUCUUUUGAAGAUUCUUCAUAUAUCGUAGAUACUGAUCCUUCAGAUGAUUUUUUUAUUAACGAAUUAGAACAACAAAAUUUUGAUAAUACUAUUAAAAAUAAUAAAUCAACUUAUCAAAAAGGUUUAAAGGAUUUGAAUUUGGCUUUUAAAUAUGAUAAAGAAGAAAGAUAUGAUGAAGCAUAUCCAAUUUUUAAACAACAUGCUGACGUAGGAAAUGCUGAAGCUCAACUUAAAGUUGGAAUUUAUCUUCGAAAUCGUUAUGUUAAUUCUAUUGAUACAUUACAUAGUGUUAAAUAUCUUAAAAAAGCUGCUUUACAAAAUCUUCCCGAAGCUCAAUAUUUAUAUGGUACUGCAAUUAUAAAUAGAUUAGCUUUUGGUGAAAAAAUUGAAAAAGGUUUAAAUUAUUUAAAAAUGGCUGCCUUACAAAAUCAUAUUUUAGCAAUGGAAGAUUUCGGUAAAUAUUUAAAAGAAGGAAAAAUUAUUAAAAAAGAUAUCUCACAAGGUGAAGAAUUUAUUAAAAAGGCAUCACAAUUAAAAAAGUUGAAAUUAUAAAAAAAAUUAUAAUUUUAUAUUGUAAAUUUUAUCUUGCAUACACUUAAUAACAUAUAAUAAAUAUUUUAU